Coniophora puteana RWD-64-598 SS2 is the source of this 511-nucleotide messenger RNA. RefSeq lists its product as uncharacterized. Bases 27 to 467 code for a protein of 146 amino acids. NCBI's taxonomy places the organism in Eukaryota, Fungi, Basidiomycota, Agaricomycetes, Boletales, Coniophoraceae. Gene Ontology annotation, molecular function: structural constituent of ribosome. Gene Ontology annotation, biological process: translation. The record is from RefSeq and is a predicted model, not a curated record. Gene Ontology annotation, cellular component: mitochondrial large ribosomal subunit; ribosome. The transcript has 4 exons.
AAAAGUAUCCCACUCCGCCGUGACUCAUGUUCUCCUUUGUGUCGCGUUCUUGUGAGGCCGUGAGGGGCCCAUUCUCCCUCCUCGGUGCCGUUCGGACGGCCACCAAACGCGCUGGAGGUACCGUCCGUAAUCAUGGUGGCUCUCCAGGCCAACGCUUGGGCCUGAAAAAGUUCUCAGACCAGUUCGUUGAAGCAGGCCAGAUAAUUAUACGUCAGCGCGGCACGCAGUUUCAUCCUGGUCAGAAUGUCGGAUUAGGACGUGACCACACCAUUUACGCGUUGACUCCGGGAUACGUACGUUUCUACAAGCAGAAAUGGCUACGAGGACAGCGUAGAUUUGUUGGCGUGGUUCUUAAUCGUGGCGAGGUUCUUCCAAGAGAUGAGAAGGCGCUCGGACGGAGUCGAUACUGUGGUCUCGUUAACCUGCAUGACCCGGCGUACCAGUCUGCUCAGGUAUCUUCCGCUUGACCAGAUCAGCUAUCUGACUGUACACUACAAACAUUAUAAUGCAU